Phaethon lepturus (White-tailed tropicbird) is the source of this 873-nucleotide messenger RNA. RefSeq names its product arylamine N-acetyltransferase, pineal gland isozyme NAT-10. The transcript has a single exon. The record is from RefSeq and is a predicted model, not a curated record. NCBI's taxonomy places the organism in Eukaryota, Metazoa, Chordata, Aves, Phaethontiformes, Phaethontidae. The coding region runs from base 1 to 873 and encodes 290 amino acids. Gene Ontology annotation, molecular function: acetyltransferase activity.
AUGAACCUUGAAGAGUAUUUUGCGAGAACUGGCUAUAAAGGUUCCCUUGAAAAACAAGAUUUGGAAACCUUAACAGAUAUAUUCCAGCACCACAUCCGUGCAGUUCCCUUCGAAAACCUCAGCAUCCAUUGCGGGGAGAAAAUUACUUUGGAGUUGGAGCAUGUCUAUAACAAAAUAGUACGGAGGAAGCGGGGUGGAUGGUGCAUGGAAAACAACCAGCUGUUGGGCUGGGUCCUGAAACGCCUGGGGUACGAUGCCAGCUUUCUGGGAGCGUACGUGUUCAAUCCGCAUCAAAACGCGUACGCCAGCAUCAUGACCCACCUCCUUGUAAAGGUAGUUAUUGAUGGCAAAGCCUAUAUUGUUGACGGAGGCUUUGGUGUGUCCUAUCAGAUGUGGCAACCGAUGGAGCUUGUAUCGGGGAAAGACCAGGCCCAGGUUCCCGGCGUCUUUCGCUUCACGGAAAAGAAUGCCAUUUGGUACCUUGAGAAAAUGAGACGGAAACAAUAUAUCCCCAAUCAAAAUUUCUCGAAUUCUGAUCUUCUGGAGAAAAAAGAGUGUCGGAAAAUUUAUAUGUUCAGCCUUGAGCCACAGACAGUGGAAGAUUUCCGUUCCCCGUGCGCGUACCUUCAGACCUCUCCAGAUUCCCUCUUUACAAAGAAGUCCAUCUGCACCCUCCAGACCACUGAUGGCUUUCGUGCGCUAAUUGGGUGGACACUCACCGAGACCACAUACAACUACAAGGAAAACAUGGAUCUGGUGGAAUUCAUAACUCUUGAAGAUGAAGAGGUGGAAAAAACCCUUAAAGAGAAAUUCAGCAUAAACCUAGAUAGAAAACUUGUCCCAAUUAAUGUCAAAGGAUUUUACACAAUCUAG